This is a messenger RNA of Fusarium keratoplasticum, 2535 nucleotides long. Its product is annotated as HET domain-containing protein. The record is from RefSeq and is a predicted model, not a curated record. NCBI's taxonomy places the organism in Eukaryota, Fungi, Ascomycota, Sordariomycetes, Hypocreales, Nectriaceae. The transcript has a single exon. Bases 1 to 2535 code for a protein of 844 amino acids.
AUGGACGACAUGCAAGAGAAGUGCGGCUGCAGAAAGCCGGACAUAACCAUCUUCGAGAUAUGCCGAAGCUGUGGCAAUCCAGUCAAUUUCGAAGAGCUUCGACAACAAGCUAUCGAUACCUACGAUAGAGACGGUCGGCCGAUCGAGGAUCCUAAUCUGCCUCGACGUCACCUUCUGAUAGGAAACCCGAGGAACAGCUUGAGAGUCCUACACCUGGACGAUGACGCGUCCCCGAUUCUAAGUGGCACAUUCGAGCGAGCUUCGAUUACCCAUUUACCCUCGUAUGAAGCCGUUUCCUACUGUUGGGGUGGAGAUGAUGGUGACUAUACUAAGUCUGAAUUCAUCAUCAUCGGCGGCAGCCUCUUUCCAAUCACCAAGAACUGUGCCGCAGUGCUUCACAAAAUUCGCAAGACAAACAGCAAGAGAGUCAUUUGGAUUGACUCACUUUGCAUCAACCAAAAUGAUGUCAAGGAGAGAUCGGUUCAGGUCAGGCAGAUGGGACAAAUCUUCUCAGGGGCACAGAAGGUCCACAUCUACCUUGGCAACAAUGUCAACAACAUGACUGCCUCAAAAGCCUUUUACGUGCUGAACUCAAUGCAAAACUUGCACGAGUUCAGCAUGAAGCUGAGGAAUAGGGCAGAGUCGGUCAAGGCGUUGUUCACCCAGACCUACUUUUCUCGAAUGUGGAUCAUACAAGAAGUUCUCCUCGCAAAGUCUGCUGCACUGCAUUGGGGAACAGCCACCAUUCCGUGGCAGACAUUGAGCGAAGGUCACCUGGAAGAGUUUAAAAAAUCCGGCAUAGACAGUUGUAUCCCCGAGUGGAUGCGAAUUCGGGCAACGGUCAAUAAUUUCAGGAACUCCGAGACCCUAGGUGAGCUACUGUUCAGCGCCAUGGGCAGCACUGCGAGCAACGAUAGGGAUAAGGUGUAUGGGACCUACGGACUAUUGUUUGAUGCAGAGGAGGAGGGUCUCACAGUCGACUACAGUCUAUCAGUGGUACAAGUUUUCACAAAUAUGGCCGCUCAUUUAAUCAAAAAGCACAACGCCUUGCGGGCCGUCCUACGACAUGCCAACCACGACGCCCCCCUCAUUGACGGCGAGCAGCUUCCCUCUUGGGUGCCCGAUUUUCGAUCAAGAUCUGUGCCAAAAGAGGUCUCAAUAUCCCGUGGCGGGCUCAAGGACUUGGAGGCUGACUCCCGCAUCACGUUCGAAGAGUCGAUCCCCAGUUGUGGGGCAAAUGAACUAUGUCUUCGGGGGCAUAGAUUAACAAUGCCCGGGCUCCAACGAGAUUCGCUGACUGAAUACUCGACGACCAGGACACGAAAACCCAGGGUUGAAAUCCGAGCAAAGUUUCAAGUGGCUUUCGACCCUGAAGACCACACGGUUUUCUGGAUGCCCGAUGGGGCGCUUCUCCAGUUGAAAAGGCAUCCAACCAGGGAAGAUGCAUAUACAUUUCUCGGGGGGUGCGUUAUUAAACACGCUAGCACUCUCCCUAGCUUUAUCUUUCACUAUCGCGACCUCUCUGACGCCAUGUACGGCUUAAAACUGCCAGCUCUCAAGUCCCUUUGGAAACUAUGCAUGAAUUUGGACUGUAUUUCACACCACGAUCGGAUUCGGCUCAGGCUCGGGUCUUUAAAGCUCCCAGAUACAAGCAUGGGAUGGGAAAAGGCCGAGCACGUGUUAAACGCAUACGACUUUGUCAAUCUUCUAGACCGAAACCGUACCCCCUUGGAACCCGAUGCCCAACAGAUGCUCCACUUCCUGCGUUUUUGUCAGAGCGAUGACACGUGGGAGGUAUUAGAAAAACCAAACAUAGGCUUGAAGUCUCGAGCCUGGUACAGUAUCCAGGACAUUAGCGACCUUUGUCUGGCUUGGCUACAGUGCUAUGAGACAGCCGAGUACCUAAUCGAGCAAUCCUCAAAGAUCACCCAUGAAGAUUCAACUUUAACAUCGAGGCUGAGAUCAAAGUUCCUGAAUCAUCUAAAGGUCUGGGAGAAAACCACUGAAGCGCUUUCAAAAGCAUUGAGGUGGACCGAAGGCUCGACAUGGCCGUUUAAAACCCCUCCUCGGUUCCACAAAUGGGACUGUGAUGAAGACAGCAAAGAUACCCCUGAUGAAGAUGGCAAAGACACACUCCGCAAGAAAAGGCGGGCUGAAAUGAUCCUUUGGCCUCAUCAGAAGCCUUCUAGGUUCAAAAUGCGGGGCCGUGAUGAAGGCAAGAAAGCGGAAGACAGCUCUUACGGAGAGGAAAUGAGACUUCGUUCGAUAAUCAGGAAUAACUUCAGUGGUGUUCGGCUCAGAUUCGACCUGCCCGUAACCGCAACAAGACCGCGAGACAAGAGAGUUGAGUAUGUCCUCGAGCCCUGGGGUGAGAAAUGGGCUGGAACGAUUCGGUCGAUUCCGUAUCUUCUCACUGUCGGCGAACACCUCGAUUCAAUACGUUCUGUAGGGUCUAGGGUGAAGUAUUCCAAGCAAGACGAUUCGACAUGGAAGAACCUGGAAGUUCGGCUAGCUGAAACCAUCACUCUUUUGUAG